AUGCUGGCUCAUAGCACACCUUCCACUUCUGAAUCUGGCUGGACUACAAAGGGCUGCGCAGUAUGCGCGAGCCGCGUUUCACCUCCGACAUCCGAUGCUUUACCGCGCGUGAACGCACAGUCUGCGCCCAAGCUGGGGCAGAUAUGGGUUAUCGAGGAGUCUAUCUUCACGCCAGUCGCAAAGCUCCUGGGAAAAACGAUGCCUGAGAUCAUAGCAGGCUCUGUCACCUCAUUCUCGGACGACCGCGCGUCGAAACCUCGUCCUUGUGUCAUCUUCGAACAAACCGCCAAGAACAAGUCGAUCGCUUAUAUUGUUUACAUGUUCGGCACCUUCAAUGGCGGCAAGAUCGACGGUCUUCCAAAGGCUCUGCAGUACUGGCUGGCGCAAGUCGACCCCCAAGCGUCUGGCGCCCGUCGUAUGAGGAACUCUGCAGGGAAACGCCUUCCAUGCUUGCACGCGUCGCCGUGUUGGGGGCAUCACCCUCAAUACCUGGUCGCACUGCCUCACCAGACAUCGCCGGGCUUCUCUCGCAGAAGGGUCUUGAAUCACUUGGAUCGACCUUGGACGAACUGCGACAAGUGUACUCACGCGCCCACGUACAAUGCAAGGAACAAUUCGUGCCCAACGUUCGAGUUCAGCUCGUCACAGCGGGAGCAACUCGAGGAGCUGGCGGCCAAGAAGAUGCGAGAAUGGCACAGUAUACCUGCUGAGGAGAUGGCGACCAUGACGGAAGAGUUUCAGAUUUGCCUAGACGCGAAGAUUGAGGCAAACGCUCGUCGUAACGCAUCUGUGCUCUCAUUCGGCAGCGCCGGUUCCGAGAUGGCAUCGCAGCUCACAAGGGGAACACGCCAUACUCAAGCGCCGGCCCGCCCCUCCAAGUUGCGAGAUUGUGUCAGCGCUGCAGGUGUCCAAGCGCCGGCCAAGGAGGAACCAGCACAGGCAAUGUCCCGCAAGCCCAGUCUUUCGGAAUCUUCCAGCGGAGAGAGCGAACCGGAACCAGAGACACCCGCCCUUCCCCACGCAGAGCUCCCAGCGCCCCUCAUCGUCGGCAUCGAUCGCCUCACUCUCGACUCAGCCACAGACUCCCAACCCGAGCUCGCCGAUACCCCCACACCAAAGCGCAAGGCCUUCGGCCGGCACCCCGCUGUACCGAGCUCGCCGACUGGAAGUACCCGUUCAUUUCCGCGUUCGCUCCUUGAUCGCGCUCUCCGGCCUAUCAAGAACCAGGCGGGCCCGGCGAAGACUGCUGAGGAUUGGCCGUCGCUGCCUACUUCUCCCACUACUCCUACUAAUAGCUCUCGGCGCCAUCGUCGACGUGAUAGUCGUGCUAGCAAGGCGAGCACGGCCCGAGGAGUUUGA
Peniophora sp. CBMAI 1063 is the source of this 1359-nucleotide messenger RNA. Lineage: Eukaryota; Fungi; Basidiomycota; Agaricomycetes; Russulales; Peniophoraceae. The record is from the annotation of a GenBank genome assembly.